This is a messenger RNA of Thermochaetoides thermophila DSM 1495, 2610 nucleotides long. RefSeq lists its product as uncharacterized. The coding region runs from base 1 to 2610 and encodes 869 amino acids. The transcript is spliced from 3 exons. The record is from RefSeq and is a predicted model, not a curated record. Lineage: Eukaryota; Fungi; Ascomycota; Sordariomycetes; Sordariales; Chaetomiaceae.
AUGUCGCAUUCCGAAGAUUCAUACUCGGAGGAAGAAUCUCGCACUGCCUCGCAGUACAGCGACGAACAAUCGCUAGCUGACGACGACGACGAAGAGGAGGAAGAGGAAGAGGAGUCAACCGAACAGGAAGACUCUGAUCAAGAAUCGUCAAAUUAUUCUAGCAGUCGUUACGAUCAUUCGGACUCCGCGUCAACCGGCUACGGCUCCUAUUACGGUCGGAGACAAGUCGCUCGGCGAACUCAGACUCCUACUCGCGAGCAUCGCGGCCCAGCACGUCGACACCAACUCCCCGCGCAUCAGGCUGAUCCGUUCCAAUAUCAGGUUACGCAAGAGCCAAUGAGUGAUUCAUACGACGACGAUUACUACUCGGCCUACGGACACCGCGGUUAUCCGCCGCCAGUCCCCCACACCCAGGGCGCUUUUUAUAACCAUAAUUCCAGGCAUUCUUACGCCCCUAGUCACAGCGGUUACGGAUAUAGUGGCCAAAUGAUUCCCUACGGCGAUCCGUACCAAAGAGACUAUCAUCGGGGCUACCAGAGGGGGGCUUAUGAGGACCCCUAUGGUGCGGACCCACGCCGCAGCGGUGUCCCCUACUACGGCGACCCUCGUGGCCACCACCCGUAUGAUCUCAUGCAUUACGGGUCGCAGGCGAUAAAUCCUUACUACGGCCCCGGUGGCCCUGGUCCCUUUGGUAUGCCUGGGCACCUCCAGCACUAUAUGUACAACGCCCCUCCUCCUCCGCCAACAGAAGUUGGAGACCGGUCUACUCCUAAGCCUGAAAAAGAAAAGAAGAAGAAGGAGGUCGAGCUUCCUCCGGAAGUAUUGGAGAUGAAAAAGCAGCUCGAAGCACAAAUGCAGGCACUUAAGCUGAAGGAGGAGGAGGAAAGGAAGAGAAAGGAAGAGGAGGAGCUCAAGGAAAGGGCACGAAAGGAGGCUGAAGAGAAGUUAAGACAAGAAUUGGAGCGGCAAAAGCAAGAAGAAGAAAGGAGGAAGAAGGAGGAAGAGGAAAGACGGCUGGAACUGGAACGCCUACGCCUCGAAGCCCAACAGCAAGCUCUUGCUCGUCUUGAAGAAGAGCGCAAGGCUGCUGAAGAAGCCCGCAAGCGCCAGGAAGAAGAGAUGGCGCGGCUCCAGCGCGAAGCCCGCGAAAAGUUGGAGGCUGAAAUUAGGGCUGCUGAGGAGCGGAGGCGGCAGGAGGAAGAGACCCGAAAGAGGCUCGAGGAAGAAGCCAGGAGGAAGCUUGAGGCCGAGCUGCGGGCCGCUGAAGAACGCAAAAAGCGUGAAGCUGAGGCCGCAGCCCUGGCUGAAGCCCAGGCCAGGGCUCGGCUUGAGCAGGCCCUUCGCGAAGAGAGGGAAAGACUGCAAGCCGAGCUUAAGGCUGAGGAAAAACGCAAGCAAGAAGCUGCCCAGAGGGCCGCUGAGGAGGCGGAAAGGCUCAAGCGCAUUGAGGAAGAGCACCAGAGAAAGCUUGAAGCAGCUAUGAAGGAGCAGCAAGCGAAGCUUGAGGCUGCCAUUCGGGAAGAACGUGAGAAGAUGGAAGCGGCCCGUAGAGCCGAGGAAGAAGCAAAGGCGGCUGCUGCUAGGAAGGCUGCCGAGGAAGCUGAGAAGCUCAAGCGCAUUGAGGAAGAACAUCAGCGUAGGCUUGAGGCGGCUAUGAAGGAGCAACAGCUUAAGCUUGAGGCUGCUCUUCGCGAGGAGCGCGAAAAACUCGAGGCGGCCCGCAAAGCCGAGGAAGAGGCAAAGGCGGCAGCUGCUGCCGCUGCCGCGGCGGAAGCCGAGAGGAUUGCCAGGAUCGAGGCCGAAGCGAAGGCGAAGGCCGAGAAAGAGACCCUCGAGCGUAUUGAGCGUGAAAAGAGGGAAGAGGAGGAGAGGAGGAAGGCUGAGGAAGAGCGCAAGAAGGCCGAGGCGGCUGAGCGGAAGAGGAUUGAGGAAGAGACCAAGAAGAAGCUUGAGGAGGAGAAGAAGCAGGAGGAGAAGCCGCCCAUCAAGUUCAAGGAUGCCAUUGGCCGCAAGUUUGAGUUCCCUUGGAACAUUGCUUGCACCUGGCAGGGUAUGGAGGAUCUCAUCAAGCAGGCCUUCCUCCACAUCGAACCCAUUGGCCCGGCAGUCCAGGAAGGACACUAUGAUUUGAUCGGCCCCAACGGCGAGGUCAUCCUCCCUAUGGUUUGGGACAAAGUUGUUCAGCCUGACUGGCAGAUCACUAUGGUGAUGUGGCCGACCGAGAAGGCCCGUGUUCAGCAGCCUGGUCCUCCCGUUCCCCCUGGUAUCACUCCCGCCCAGGUUCAGGCCCAAGCACAGGCCCAGGCUGUCAAUGGCCAGCGUACAGGCCAUCACCACCAUCGUGCUACUUCUGUUCCCGGAAUCUCCACGACCUUUGUCCGCCCUAACGGGACUGCUCCCCGUCCUCCGCAGCCUCCUGCCGGUUGGACCCCUGCCAUGGGUGGUAUGCCGCCCCCACCCCCGCCCCCGCCGGGUAUGCCUCCUGUGGCACGGCCAAAUAUUGUUGAUGUCGUGCCUCCGGCAAAGGCCAAGGAGAAGAAGAUCAAGCCCAGCCCGGUGCUCGGAUGGAUGGCGGGUGCUAAGCCUGUAGCUAAGCCCACGAAGAAGUAG